CUGGCUUCAGCCAACAUGGCGACGCUGUAACUCGAGAGUUAAUACAUCCAUGCUCGAGAGAUGCUUGAAGUGGUAACACAAUGAGGGUACCCUGGUGCUGUUUCGGGGUCCGGCGAAAGUAUGUUAUUUUUCCAGUGUUGCUGAUCCUCCUGGUCGGUGCUGCCCUGACGGCUCUGCUGCCGCCUGUGGAGAACCAGGAAGGUGUUGGUGUGUUGGGGAUGAUGCGCAGAGCAACACCUCCAAAACCAAACCCUGCACAGGACCAGCAUGCAGACAAACCGCGGGAGGAGAAGUUUACCAUCAUCAUCCAAACUUACAACCGCACAGACAUCUUGCUGAAGAUCCUGAACCAUUACCAGGCAGUGCCUCAUCUUCAGCGGAUUAUCAUCGUGUGGAACAACAUUGGGGAGCAGAGUCCAGUCAAGUUGUGGGACUCCUUGGGUCCACAUCCAGUCCAGGUUGUCUUCAAGGAGCAGAUUAGCAAUCGAAUGCGCAACAGAUUACAAAUAUUCCCUGAGAUUGCUACAGAUGCUGUAUUGAUGCUGGAUGAUGACACUCUCAUUAGUGUCCCUGACCUCAGUUUUGCUUUCUCUGUCUGGAAGCAAUUUCCAGACCAAAUUGUUGGAUUUGUUCCGCGGAAACACGUCUCGACACCAGGGGGCGUGUACAGUUAUGGAAGCUUUGAGCUGCAGGAUCCAGAAACAGCUGGAGGUGACAAGUACUCCAUGGUUUUAAUAGGUGCUGCAUUUUUCCACAACCGCUACCUGAAGCUCUUCCAGGACCAACCUCAAGAGGUGCACGCCUUGGUGGAUGAAACACAGAACUGUGACGAUAUUGCCUUGAACUUUGCUGUAGCUCUGUAUUUAAGGAAGCACUCAAAGACGAGCACAAUCAGUAAACCCUCAGGGGUCUUCGUCAAACCGGUAGACCUACGAAACCUGGAAAAAGACGCCAGCAGUGGGUACCAGGGAAUGUGGCAUCGUCCUGAACACCUUCUCCAGAGGUCCUACUGUCUCAAUAAACUGACGCAGAUCUAUGGCUUCAUGCCACUCUGCUACUCCAACCUAAUGGUCUCCCAGUUUGGUUUCCCCAGCUACGCCAAUCACAAGAGUAGGGGAUGAACAGGUGCCAAGUUGCUAACUGCUUUUUGCUGAAGUAAGACCUGCUCAAGCUACAGUAUGGUAGGUUUUCUUUUGUUUGGUUGAUAACACUUCACAUGGUGAUAUGCUGAUAUUCUCAGGAUGGUGACCAGAUAUGCUGUAAAGACUGACAUUAUUUUGCUGUAAAUGUUCGUUCUUUAUAUCUACAAGAUUCUUAUGAACUCAAAGUAACAAGACAAAUUUGUUAGUGUGUUUUUGUGAAUGUUUUCUUAUAUUAAGCAUCAAGACAUCUCACAACAGUGAUGGACCUGUCAAAUGUUUUCUCCAGCAUACCCCGAUUUUUGUUUUUUUAAAGGCACUUAAAUCUACUUUAACAACAUUUCUUGAAUAGUUUGUAACUGUGAAGAGCCAUUUCUUUGCCUUUUCCUCCGUAAAUAGAGAAGAGAGGUAGUCAUAGUAAUGACUUUGCUAAAAACAAGAAAAAUUCUCACUAAAGAGUGAAUGUGUGAAUAUAAUGUAAGUAUUGUGCAUAAUUAACACACAAAAUCUUCGUGUCUAAUGCCAUCAAAGUGUAGAGAAAUAUUUAUAAAAAUAGAUGCAUGUAAAUGUAGAACUGUAUCACAUGAUUUAAAUAAAUAAAGAUUCCUCUAAAAAAUAAAAUUAUUUUCUGAAUUCAAAAAUCUGUAUUUUCUUUUUGGUACGUUUUUGAAACUGGUGAACAGAAGGCUAAAUGCUCAGACAGUGGUCGAAGAAUUGAGGCAAGCCUUUACAGAAAAUGAGUCCCAGAUUGAAGCAUUUUAUUUCUGUCAAAAUAAUUCUUUCGAUGUUCCAAUUUUAACAUUUGUCCAAUACACAAACGCAUUCCAGCAUAAAGAGCUGAGAGACUGGGGUUUCCACAGAGAAUUUAUUGCAAAG
Messenger RNA from Cololabis saira (Pacific saury), 2015 nucleotides. RefSeq names its product exostosin-like glycosyltransferase 2 (gene extl2). The record is from RefSeq and is a predicted model, not a curated record. NCBI's taxonomy places the organism in Eukaryota, Metazoa, Chordata, Actinopteri, Beloniformes, Belonidae. The transcript has 5 exons. Gene Ontology annotation, cellular component: membrane. Gene Ontology annotation, molecular function: glycosyltransferase activity. Bases 81 to 1121 code for a protein of 346 amino acids.